CAAAACAAAAUUCUUUCUAGGUGGCAGUCCAGGCCCGCUCAUGGACCCGGCGCUGGCUGCAAGGUUUGCUCGCCAGAAGGAAAAGCUCGAGCGAGGCGACGAGGAUGUGGCAGAAAUCGGCUCCCAAGCCAACCACAAGACGCAGCUUGACCCCGUCCUAGCACAGCGAUGGGAGAAGUUGCAAGCUGGAAAAGGUGUCGUGAACGACGAAAUCGGUUCAAUAGCAGACAAGAGUGUCAAGUUGGAUCCUGUUCUGGCCAAGCGAUGGUCAAAGCAGCAGGAGCGAAUGGAUGAUAAUUACGUCUGUGACAUUCCGGAUGUGAUCUCCGUCGCCGACAAAUCCACGAAACUUGAUCCUGUCCUGGCCAAGCGCUGGGCUUCAGGAAAUGAACGCCUUGCAGCAGGUCAGGAAGUUCCUGAAGUAGGGUCCAGAGCGGACUUCUCGAGGAAAGAUACUGAACUGGCCAAGACCUUUGCCAAAAUGCAGAGGCAAGCCAAGCGAGGCAAUGGUGAGGCAGAAAGGUGUCAGCUGCAAUUCUCUGCUGGCCAGAAGCUUGAACAUGUGGCAGAAUGGGGGCCAGAUGGGCAUGCUGGUCGUUUGCACUGGAGCGCAGUGGUCCUCUCUGACCUUACCGUUGACUUGGAAGUUCGAGCAGUUGUGCGCAUCCCUCCCGACACGGAGGAUAGUGAACCCACAACUGAAGAAAUCGUGCUGCACAGGAAUGCUCGCGGUGGCACUUUCGUGGGAAGUCUGGAUGCAGCAUCUGACAGGAGGCUUCUGAGAUGUACAGGUGAGAGAAAAGUUCGGAAAGAAGCUUGAACCUCGGCCCUUCGUUCACCACCCAUCGGCAUGCGGAGGCCCCCUCUCCUACUCUACCUCGCAACAUCGAACGAACAAUCGCUCAGGUCGUGUCCCUGGCAUUUAAGUUCAGCAAUUCUUUUAGCUGGUUCACGGGGAAGGAAGUUGAAUUGGCCCGAACCCAAUGAUUUGCUCUUAGGUUGGAGGCCAGUGCUAUUAGGUAGGAGGCAAUCGCUACUAGGGUGGAGGCCAUUGCUCUUAGGUUGGAGGCCAUUGCUUCUAGGUUGGAGACAGGAGUUCCACCAUCAUGAUUCUACGUGAGACAUCGUUUUACAAAUUUCAGCAUGGAAGCACCAAGGUUCUCUUGAAGGAAUGACCCGAGUGAACCAACAUCUCAACAUCUCAGCUUCAUGUGCACCAAUUUCGCGCAACCAAAA
Messenger RNA from Durusdinium trenchii, 1236 nucleotides. The record is from the annotation of a GenBank genome assembly. Lineage: Eukaryota; Dinophyceae; Suessiales; Symbiodiniaceae.